GGAAGGCGCAGAGUCCGCCUCUCCGAGGAAGAGUUCCAGACAUGUAACCAGAGAGGAACAACGCUAACAGAAGUGGAAGGAAAUGGGUUUCACCAUCACACAUUUUAUUCUCCUCGUAACAGCUGGAACCGUUCUCGCCUCUGAAGAUGAAUCUCGUUUGAUUAAGGACCUGUUUAAAAACUACAACAAAGUUGUUCGUCCUGUUCACAAGUUCAGAGACGCCGUUGUGGUGACAGUCGGCCUCCAGCUGAUUCAGCUGAUUGAUGUGGAUGAAGUUAAUCAAAUUGUGACCACAAAUGUUCGCCUCAAACAGCAAUGGGUGGAUGUUAAUUUAAAAUGGGACCCAUCAAAAUAUGGAGGAAUAGAGAAAAUCCGUGUUCUUUCUGGUGAAAUUUGGCGUGCUGAUUUAGUCCUGUACAACAAUGCAAACGGUGACUUUGCAAUCGUCCAAGAAACUAAGGCCCUCGUGGAUUAUACUGGAAAAAUUGUAUGGAAUCCACCAGCCAUCUUCAAGAGUUACUGUGAAAUGAUCGUCACACAUUUUCCAUUUGACCAGCAGAACUGCAGCAUGAAACUGGGGACAUGGACCUUUGAUGGAUCACUGGUUGUUAUAAAUCCGGAGAGCGACCGUCCUGAUAUGAACAGCUUCAUGGAGAGUGGAGAAUGGUUCAUGAAGGAUUACCAGUGCUGGAAGCACUAUGUGGUCUAUGAUUGCUGCCCCAAUAACCCAUAUCUGGAUAUCACCUAUCAUUUCCUUUUGCAGCGCCUUCCACUUUACUUCAUUGUUAAUGUCAUCAUUCCCUGCCUGCUCUUCUCCUUUUUGACUGGUUUAGUCUUCUAUUUGCCCACAGGUUCAGGCGAGAAGAUAACGCUGAGUGUUUCUGUCCUGCUGUCCCUGACCGUGUUCCUUCUGGUCAUUGUUGAAUUGAUCCCAUCAACUUCUAGUGCAGUGCCGCUAAUAGGAAAAUACAUGUUGUUCACCAUGAUGUUCGUCAUUGCUUCCAUCGUCAUCACAGUCAUUGUAAUCAAUGCUCAUUUCCGUACCCCCAGUACUCAUAUCAUGCCUCAGUGGGUGAGGAAGGUUUUCAUUGAAACCAUUCCAAACAUGAUGUUCUUUUCUACAAUGAAACGGCCUUCACAAGAUAAAAAAGGAAAGAAGAUUUUCACUGAAGACAUUGAUAUUUCAGAUAUUUCAGGAAAACUGAGCCCUGCCACAGAUACCUAUCAGUCUCCCGUCUUAAAGAACCCUGAUGUGAAGAACGCUAUAGAAGGAGUUAAAUAUAUUGCUGAGUCCAUGAAUUCAGACCAAGAAUCCAAUAAGGCUUCAGAAGACUGGAUAUUCUCGGCUAUGGUGAUUGAUCACAUUCUCCUAGCAGUUUUUAUGUUUGUCUGUAUCAUUGGGACCGUGGCUGUGUUUGCUGGGCGACUAAUUGAGCUACAUAUGGAGGGCUGAGCUGCUGUGAGUUUAUAUUCUUUGAAGCCAUGAAGCGGUGUCAUCAUCAAGUGAU
Molecule: messenger RNA, 1508 nt
Organism: Bufo bufo (common toad)
Lineage: Eukaryota; Metazoa; Chordata; Amphibia; Anura; Bufonidae
Product: acetylcholine receptor subunit alpha-1-A-like
Exons: 9
Coding region: 83-1453 (456 amino acids)
Biological process (GO): nervous system process; regulation of membrane potential; chemical synaptic transmission
Cellular component (GO): synapse; neuron projection; postsynaptic membrane
Molecular function (GO): acetylcholine-gated monoatomic cation-selective channel activity; transmembrane signaling receptor activity
Source: RefSeq, a predicted model, not a curated record